AUGACCACCAUACACUUAACCGCCGGCCGGACAUUCGGAAUCCGUACGGUCGAGGUUCCUGCAGUUGCCUCACCGAAGGGCAAGGUUGUGAUCUUUAAUGGAGCCUCGGCCUUGACAAAGGCCGCCGUCUUUGGAGCCCUUGAGUCACAGCUUGUCGACCCCAGAACUCAGAUAAUCGACAGCUAUAUCAUGGGCAAGCCACCCAGCUCCGACCUGAUUGAACGAGAGCUGCGGUCAGUUUAUAUAGAGCAGGUGUUGAAGUCUGCAGAUGAAGGGCACCCGAUAGUUCUGGCAGCUUGUCUGUUGAACAACUCCGAGGGUCGGCGAGAGCUUGAGAAUAUCUUGUCCAUCUCCCGCAACAAGCAGGUCCCCCUGGCCUGGGUUGAUGCCGACUUUGAACCCAGAGACUCUGGAUGCUGCAGGCCUGAGAUUGUUUAUCGGGAAUCAUGCGUCGGCUCGGGUGCGGUGGGGACCAUACUUCCUUCAAGAACAAAAAUCGACUUGGAGGGUAUCGAACUGGUUACUCGAAUGUUCACUCCAGCGCACACUACGCAGCAAGCUGUGCAGGAGCUCUUGUACCUGAUGCGCUCGACCAGGUGA
Molecule: messenger RNA, 600 nt
Organism: Fusarium pseudograminearum CS3096
Lineage: Eukaryota; Fungi; Ascomycota; Sordariomycetes; Hypocreales; Nectriaceae
Exons: 1
Coding region: 1-600 (199 amino acids)
Source: RefSeq, a predicted model, not a curated record